UACUCGCAUCGCGUCUGGUUCGGAGGAUAAGACUGUGCGACUGUGGGAUGUAGGGACGGGACAACCAUUGGGUGAGCCCUUGGAGGGGCACACUGGAGCAGUUAUGUCAGUCUCGUUCUCACCGAAUGGUACUCGCAUCGCAUCUGGUUCUGAGGAUCAGACUGUGCGGCUGUGGAGUGCAGUGAAUGUGAAGCCAUCCUCCGAGUCCAGAGAACCAGAUUCCUCCGCAUUUUCGCUGCAUCGAAGCACCACACCUUCCACCCAAGAAAGCCGUAUCAUGCCAACCAACACUUGGAAUAAUCGCCUCAUUUCCUUCUCAUCCAGCCUGAAACACGCUUUGCCCAACCCCGCUGACCUGCUUGAACCCGCCUCUCACCAUGAUUCUAAUUCAACCCCUUUCUUGCUGCAGGGUGAUGGAUGGGUGAUGGGACCCGAUCAUCAGCUCCUUUUCUGGGUACCCCCCGCUUCCCGACAUGCAUUUUAUACUCCUUGGACUUCAUUGGUGAUACCCAGAGGAUAUCCGCAGCUUGAUUUGAGCCGCAUGGCGUAUGGAACGCGCUGGUCGAGUUGCCGAGAUGUUUCCACGUAGCAAAGAUUUUACUGUACCAUUUGAUUCUUUGAUUCCUUGCCAGUUUUAUACCUAGCACUGAGCCUGAAUUCACGGUCGUCCGACUGAACGAUGUGCUGACAAGCUGACUGGGUGGAAC
This is a messenger RNA of Suillus plorans, 707 nucleotides long. RefSeq lists its product as uncharacterized. Bases 104 to 589 code for a protein of 161 amino acids. Lineage: Eukaryota; Fungi; Basidiomycota; Agaricomycetes; Boletales; Suillaceae. The record is from RefSeq and is a predicted model, not a curated record. Gene Ontology annotation, molecular function: protein binding. The transcript is spliced from 2 exons.